GGAAAACAAACAGAGCAGAGCGUGCUUCUCUAACCAUGACAUAAAACCUCACUUUACAGUAAUUAUUAUCAUUAUUAUUAUAUUUAUUAUUACUUGUAUGUGUUGCUUUGACACAGUGCGUUCACAUUGUGCGGAUAGUUUUAUCAUUUCUGUGUGUUUUAACCCGGAAACUCGUUUGUUAUGGACGCGGCUAGCAGCUAGCGGCUACCAGCUAGCGGCUCAGCAUUGAACGGCAGGUUGACGCUAGCCUGCAGCUAACUAGCUCUGCGCUACAGCCAUGGCCCCGGGCUCUGUGGCGGCCGCCUGCCGCAGCCUGGCGCUCUCCACCUGGCUGCUGUCCUUCUGCUUCGUGCACCUGCUGUGCCUGGACUUCACGGUGGCGGAGCGGGAGGAGUGGUACACCGCCUUCGUCAACAUCUCCUACGUGGACCCGAGCACCGCGGAGCCGCGCAGCGAGAGGACGGAGUGCGGCCGCUACGGAGAGCACUCCCCGAAGAGGGACGCCCGCGGCACGGUGGUGCUCCCGGGAGGAGCAGGAGGAGGAGGAGGAGGAGGAGGAGGAGACCGGCAGGGCUGCGACCCCAACGGGAGGUUCAGCGUGCCCGCGCACAACGGGGCCUGGGUGGCGCUGGUGGCGCGCGGGAACUGCACCUACAGAGACAAGAUCAGGCACGCGGCCGCGAACAACGCGAGCGCGGUGGUCGUGUUCAACGUGGGGGGGGCCAACGAGACCAUCACCAUGCCGCACCCAGGUACCGGUGAGGUGGUCGCCAUCAUGAUCCCGGAGCCGAAAGGCCGCGAGGUCGCCUCCCUGCUGGAGCGCAACGUGACGGUCAACAUGACGAUCACCAUCGGAACCAGGAACCUGCAGAAGUACGUGAGCAGGACGUCGGUGGUGUUCGUGUCCAUCUCCUUCAUCGUGCUGAUGAUCAUCUCUCUGGCCUGGCUCGUCUUCUACUACAUCCAGAGGUUCAGAUACGCCAACGCCCGAGACCGGAACCAGCGUCGUCUCGGCGACGCAGCGAAGAAGGCCAUCAGCAAGCUGCAGGUCCGAACCAUCAGGAAGGGCGACCAGGAGACGGAGGUCGACUUUGACAACUGUGCCGUCUGCAUCGAGGGCUACAAACCCAACGACGUGGUCCGCAUACUGCCCUGCAGACAUUUGUUCCAUAAGAGCUGCGUGGAUCCGUGGCUGCUGGACCACCGGACGUGUCCCAUGUGCAAGAUGAACAUCCUCAAAGCCCUCGGCAUCGCGCUGAACGCAGACUGCCUGGACGACCUCCCCCUGGACUACGACCUGGCCCUGGGCGGUGGGGGUGUGGGGCCGGGUGGAGUCGGGGUUCUGGCCCUGGAGGCCGUGGUGUCGGGGGCCUCCAGCGACGGGACGCUGAGCGAGGGCGGCUCCUCCGUGGUGCUGGACCCCGGGGUCCGGAGGGUCGGGCUCCCUCAGGACUACCAGGACCCCGACACCCUGAGGGACAGCCCGGUGACGGCCACCACGGACACACACACAGGUGAACUCCAGCCGAUGGCGAGCAGCGCCUCCGUGGCGUCCUUGGUCAUCACCGUGGAAACGGGUCUCUCGGACGAGGAGGGGUCCGUGGAACAGUGUCAGCUGGGGGACAAGUCCUGAGAGGAGCACAACAGAACCAGACCAGAACCAGACCAGAACCCCCGCCCCCCCAACCACCACCACCACCAUCGGGCCACAACAGACUUUAAUAUGGUCCAAAACCAGACCCAGGACCUGGUUCUGGUUUUAACAGUUUUUUGUUUCUCUCUGGACCUGUUUGAUACAGAAGCUGAGCCAAACCAAGCUGUCCCGACCCGAGUCUGUCUAGAAUCAGAGGGUCUAGACUCUAGAGGGUUUGCACAUGGUGGACUUGAGAUAGUUGAAGGUGUGUGUUGGUUUUGAUCUGGUUUCAUUUGUGGUCUCCUGGACUCUCGGCGAGUUUUGGAACCAGGACCUGACCUGGUCUAACGUGGGUUUAUCCUGGGAUGUGACUCAGUCCACCUCUCUGUCUCUAGAAGUAGAACCCCCCCGACUUCUUUCCUGGUCCAACCCAUCGGUCCUAAGAAACCUAAACUCCAAAUAUAUUGUGGACGUUUGUCUCCAGACUUCAGAUGGACGGAUGGGGUUCAAAGUGGAUCUCCGAAAGCCACGUUUAUACUCUGGAGAACACGAGGAAGAUCUCAGUCAGCGUGUGAGCGGAGUAGAAACUGAGACGGGCGGCUGCCAAAGGAGGAUUCUGACUCUGGAUCUGGAUUCUGACUCUGGAUCUGGAUUCUGACUCUGGAUCUGGAUUCUGACUCUGGAUCUGGAUUCUGACUCUGGAUCUGGAGUCCUGCGUAUAUUUCUACGUGUACACAGAAUAUUCUGCUACCUGGUUUGAGGCACAACGACUAAAGAAAACCCGGACGGUGACCCAGAACCAGAGCUGCUCACCUCCUGGAUUCUCUGGAGGUUUUAUUCUCCCGCCAACGCCAACGAUGUGUGCAAGGACCGACUUUUCUUUUUUUUUUGGAAAGGAACACUUUUAUGUUUUAUUUUGAAAGGACACGCCGGCUGCUCUGCUUGGGUUCGUGUUCUUCUUCCAGUGUUACCCCGUCGUGGCAGUGUUUUACAGCUUCAGUAUUGAAUAGAAACUACACACAGUGAUUUUAGUUUUGCCUGUCAGUAUAAUUGAAGGCUCCUUUCUCUUCACAGUGCAGCAGUACUGACAGUGUUUGGUUUGGAUGCUUUCUGUCGUCGGCUGUGGUUCAUGUGUGCGUUUUGGGGAAAACUGGUGUCACCAAGAAAUGUUUGCAAGGCUGUACAGGUAUGAGGACGGUUAAUGAAAUGCGGAAUUAUGAGAAAAUGGUAUCAAGAGAACGGCCACGAUGACGGAGAGUUUAUAGCUACAUUUAGUUUCUCUAUUUACAACAUCUAGAAUCCAUCCGUAACGCUUGGCGGACACUGAAUGCUUUUAUUUUGUUAACCUCACGUUUUAAUCUGCCUUUCCUUUGUGCUCACGCUGUACAUACGACACGGAGCUCACACCGAGGCAGUGACGACGUCCAAUAAAGUUAAUUCAAACGUGACGAUUAUGUCCUCGACGACGUUGAGAGGUUAGUUUGUGCACUUCGACUGCGAAGCGAAAGUAAGAAGCUGCUUUUGUUCUGCAACGAAGUUUAAUAUCACAGAAGGUUCAGUCACGAUUAUGUUUUCAGCCACAACGUGUAAAAUAAAACUUUAUUAGUGAUUAAAUAACUUCGGUACAAUUUUUAACGGAUCUUUGCACAGAAGAAACUGCCCAAACUGCGAGACGGCCGACCACAAUUUCAAGCCAGAUUUAUAGAUCGGGCGUCGUAAUACAUCGUAAUCAGGCGCUAUAAUACAUCAUAACAGGGCGUUGUGAUUGGACGCCAUAAUCGGCCAUCGUAAUCCAGUGUUGUUAUCGGGCGUCGUGAUUUAGAUUCGUAAUCAUGCUUUGUAAUCUUGUUACCGGGCCUCGUAAUCUGGCCGUAUAAUUGGGCGUCUUAGUGGGACAUCGUAGUCGGGCUUAUUGGGCGUCGUCAUUUGGUAUCGUAAAUUGGUGAUCUGGCAGAAAUUUGUUGAAAUUGUAAAAUGCGUUGGUGGUGCCAGUCUGGGGUUUAGUGAGAGGAAGGAAAGACUUUGUUCUUCAGUCUUCCACGUUGUCCGUCCGGAGUCGUAACGUUGAAUAAUGGUUAUGAUGUCAUCAUGUCGGAACCCGUCUUUAUGUGCGUCCGUUACCACGACGUCCUCAUGCUACCUUUUUUUAAAAACACCUUGACCUUUAACCCUGACAAUCACGGGUCGGCCCCUUUUUGAUUUGCCAGUUUUGCAUCUUUUCCCUGAAACCUAAGAUGUGUUUUUCCGAACGCACCGCCACAAUAAGAGUCAGCUGCCGUUACGACACCCAAAACGAGCUGUGAAAGACGAUCGAUCGAUCCGGAGAGUUUAGCGAAGGAUCCUUCCCUGUAGUUCACUCUGGACGCCGAGCAUGUAAAUAUGAAAUGUAUAUUCCACAUGUUCACCGUGUGGCAGCGCCAAGAGAGUCAAAGAUUGUCGUCUAUUUUGAUACCAGAGGAGACGUUUUUAUUUUUGUAAUGAAAAAGACACCCAGCAGCAGACUGAUCCCGGCGGCCUGGACAACCUCAAUGUGAUUGAGUGUCCAGGCUGAUUAAACUGCUGAUUAUUUGUGUAUUUGUACAUACAGACAGUACGCUAAGGACUUUGAUGGAAUGACUCUAAACUAUCGUGAGUUUAAACAUUCAAUAAUGUGUUAAGAAACUAAAUUUAAGAAAAAAGGAAAUCAUGCAACAAGCCUCCGAAAAUAAGAAAAACCAUCGCACAGACAUGAUGGGAUUUGUAGUUCAACCAUUCAGCUGUAAGUACGAAUAAUUAACUGGAAAUGUAAUCAAGUUUUUUCGUGAUGUUUCGUAGAAUUCAAAUGGUACUAAAUUCCAAGAGUAUGAAGCAUAAUCGUGUUUUAUGUUUCCAGUCAAACCAGAACGACUUUAAAACGACUUCUUCCUACUUUGCCGUCUUUGUCAGUUACCAAGUAUUUAACAGAAACCUAGUUAAUAAUAAAAAAACAAACUGGUAAAAUGGUGGAGAAUGAAUUAACUGUAAUAUAUAAAGAUGAAGGAUGUGUACAUGCCAAGUCGUGGCCAUUUUUAUUUUUAAACUUAAGUCAAUUCCUUUGUGCUGUAAGCUUUAUUUUGAAGGCAUUUAACCAAGAAAUCUGUUUCCACAUUUGCACUGUUUCAUUUCUGUUGUUCUUCUCGUAAAGACUGAGGCUGCUGUGGCAUGUCGGUCCCCCGCGACGGGAAUCGAACCUUAAAUUCUGAUUUGUUAUCAACGGAAGUGUCUCCGUAGAAAAGUAUCAAAACGUGCAAAUCUUCAGUUUUGUGUUCGGAGAAACGUUAAUUAUACUUUUCAAAGUAAAAGUAAUUAAUUAGUUUGAUAUCUUUACCGUCAUAGUAUCAAAUAUUAUUGAUACUUUAAUGAGCUUUAAUAGUAAUAAUUGAUUUUGCUAACGUGUUUAAAAUCGGACCCUCAUGUCACUGCCAGUAAUGACGUCUGAUUGGUUCCCAUUGGCUGUCCUCCCUCGAUGCUGUGUUUUGAUUGGUUGCUCAGCCUCAUUCUGUGGAUGCACUUUAAUUCUGUUUCUCUGGACGGUUCUGGAAAAGUCUCUUUUUUUUUUCUUUCAACCAUUUUUGUUUUUUCUUGUCGUCUUUCCUUCGACAAUUUUGUUACUUUUAAACUCCGAGACUUGUUUUGUUUUGGAAAUGUACGGGAUCGUUUCUGGAAAAUGAUACCAAACAAUACGAUGUAAAUGUUUGACCGACUGCCAUAUAUUUUGCCAUAAAUUGUAAUUUGUGUUGUAGUUUCUGAUCUUUAUCCACAAGCAGGUGAAUCCUGAGUCACGUAAUCCCACCGGGAUUAAACAUUCAAUUGAUUUCUGACAACUGGCAGUGAAAACAACAAAAAGAAGACACAACAUGUUUUAUUUAAAUCAAUUUGAAUUAAAUGUUCGGGAAAAAAACGAGAGAAAUGUUCAGAUCCCUCCAGAGAGAGUGUGUGUGUGUGUGUGUGAGUGUGUGUGUGUGUGUGUGUGUGUGUGUGUUUUCUACGGUAUUAAUUAAUUGUUUUCCAGAGCGUCCGUUUGUGUGGUUGUCCUGUGCACGCAAACACUAAAGAAUACCUACGUACACACGUGUAAAUACGAGGCGGCGUGACGCCAUGUUGUUUCUGUGUUUCAGUUGUUGCACGUGUUCUGAUUCAGGACGGAUUUAAAUAAAAGUUUAAUUCAAGUUUUGGGGUUUUAAU
This is a messenger RNA of Anoplopoma fimbria (sablefish), 5836 nucleotides long. It is a transcript of the gene rnf150b, whose product is annotated as ring finger protein 150b. NCBI's taxonomy places the organism in Eukaryota, Metazoa, Chordata, Actinopteri, Perciformes, Anoplopomatidae. The record is from RefSeq and is a predicted model, not a curated record.